AUGCGUGCACCCGCACUCUCGCUCGUUGCUCCUUGUGCGGGUGACCUUGACCGCUGGCGUGUGAAUGAGUUUACCAUUGUCAAUCAUGGAAGUUUUCGAUGCGCGCUUGAGUCCGUGCAUGGGUUGCCUUUACGCUGCGCUGCUGAGCGUUGUCGCGCACGUCCACCGUCUCUCCCUACAUGCCCCGUGUGCGCGCGAUCGCCAUCCCCGCCACAUCGAAUGGCCGCCGGCGCACUUUCUCUCCCUUCCCCGCUGCCCUCCUCUUCCCUCCAUCCUCAUGCGCAUGCGCGCAUAUAUCUGCAACAGAUUCUCAUGCGCCAACGAAUGGACGCUCAGGACAGCGGCGGCGGCGUCUUCGACACCUACGAGAAGCUCCGUCAAGCAAAUUCAGAGAAGCUGCAGACCCUUCUCAGCCGCACCGCCCGCCGCACCACGGCGACAGGUGGCGGGGCGCAGCGUGUAAAGAAGUCUGCCUCCUUGACAGGGGACUACCUCGACUAUGAGGAUGACGCGUUCGCUGACAAGUGGAUCAACCUCGGCAUGGGGCUGAUGGUGGCGCUGGCGCUCGUCCUCUUCUAUGUGCUGUGGUUCACGGACUGGGUACGGUAA
This is a messenger RNA of Leishmania mexicana MHOM/GT/2001/U1103, 609 nucleotides long. RefSeq lists its product as hypothetical. NCBI's taxonomy places the organism in Eukaryota, Euglenozoa, Kinetoplastea, Trypanosomatida, Trypanosomatidae. The transcript has a single exon. Bases 1 to 609 code for a protein of 202 amino acids. The record is from RefSeq and is a predicted model, not a curated record.